This is a messenger RNA of Planococcus citri (citrus mealybug), 2271 nucleotides long. RefSeq lists its product as uncharacterized. The record is from RefSeq and is a predicted model, not a curated record. NCBI's taxonomy places the organism in Eukaryota, Metazoa, Arthropoda, Insecta, Hemiptera, Pseudococcidae. The transcript has a single exon. Gene Ontology annotation, biological process: DNA integration. The coding region runs from base 1 to 2271 and encodes 756 amino acids. Gene Ontology annotation, molecular function: nucleic acid binding.
AUGACUGAUAAUUUGGAUUCAGUUGCGAUUUUGGGCAUUGAAUGGCACCCAAGUGAAGAUUUCUACUCAAUUAAAAUCAACAUAGAGUCGUUCGAAUCAUCUGCCAUCACCAAGAGAAUCAUUUUGUCCUUCAUCUCGCGCACAUUCGAUCCAUUGGGAUUGGUUGCUCCCGUACUUAUUCGUGGAAAAUUGCUUCUAAAAACUGUAUGGUUAGAAGGAAAAGAUUGGGAUGAUGUCGUCUCAACAGAAACUGCUCGACGAUUUGAAUCGUAUAUGAAAGAAUUACCUGUUUUGAACACAAUAAAAAUUCCUCGUUACAUAUUCGGAGCGUUACAAAUCGAACUCGUCGGUUUUUGUGAUGCUAGUGAUCGAGCGUAUUGUGCUGUCGUGUAUGUGCGCGUAAAAAAUGAAAAUAAUUCGGUCGUGUGUCGCUUAGUUGCCUCGAAAAGUCGUGUCGCGCCUAUUAAAGAAUUGACUAUCCCAAAAUUAGAGCUUCAAGCUUGCAAAUUACUCGUUGAUUUGAUGGCUCGAAUUGCCAAUAAUUUAAAAAUCCCUCAUCAUCUAACAUUUGCCUUCUCAGAUUCUACAGUUGCUCUUUGUUGGUUGAGUAAGCCGCCAGAUGUGUGGAAAACCUUCGUGUCCAAUCGAGUGAAGGAUGUGACCAAGGUGAUUCCCUUCCAGCAGUGGGCUUACGUCAAAAGCGCAGAAAAUCCAGCCGAUGACGCGACUCGAGGUCUGGAGGUUCCUGAUUUCAUCAAAAAUUCUCGCUGGUUCGAUGGUCCAGAUUUCUUAAAAUAUGGAAAUUAUUGUAAUUACUAUCCAAUUCCUAACGUAAAUACUCAUGAAGCGCUUGAACGCCGAAAAGCAGUAGUUCUUUGCACAGUUGUUUUAUAUGAUUUUACCUUACGUUUUUCGUCUUAUUUGAGAUUAAUUCGUUCAAUUGCUUUUGGACUUCGUUUAAAAUCCUUCAGAUUAAAUAAUUCUCAAAGUAAUAAUCCAAAAAUUCUGAAAACAGUCAAAGAUGUAGCUCCUCUGCUCAAUAGUGAAAUUGAGGAAAGUUUUAACGUAAUUAUUCGUUUUGUUCAAGAAAUUUCAUUUAGUAAUGAAAUAGAUCGAUUAAAAAAUAAACGUCCGCUUAAAAAUCGCAGCUCAUUGCUGACACUGGAACCAUUCCUUGAUAAAGAUGGAAUUCUACGAGUCGGUGGUCGUUUGUCAAACUCUUCGCUUGCUGAUCAAACCAAACAUCCAAUCAUCUUGCAGUCAAAUUGCCAUUUUGCCAAGCUGUACUGUCGCCUUAUCCAUGAAAAAUAUUUCCAUGCAAGGAGAAAAUUCAUUGCUACGUUCGUGUCCUAUCGAUUUUGGUUUGUUGGUGGCGUUACAAACCUGAUAAAAUUCAUAAUUCGUUCAUGUGUAACUUGCAAUACUCUGAAGGGUGUUACUGCUGAACAAUUGAUGGGUGACUUGCCUAGUCACAGAAUCACGAUUGCGCCGCCAUUCACAUACGUGGGAGUUGAUUUCGCCGGUCCUUUCCAAUGUAAAUGUACGGAGCACAGAUCAACAAAAUACAAUCAAAUUUAUGCCGCUGUAUUCGUUUGCCUAACUGUCAGAGCUGUCCAUAUCGAAAUUGUUUCUGGUUUAUCAACAGAAAAGUUCAUCUUAGCACUUCAAACCUUUGUUGCUCGACGUGGUUUGCCAUCGGUCAUGUUCUCGGAUAAUGCAACCAAUUUUGUCGGCACCAAGAACGUUUUCGAGUUGAACAAAAAUCAAGUUACUGAAUAUGCAACUUCAGAAAAUAUUCAAUGGCGUUUCAUUCCGCCUGCUUCUCCUCACCAUGGUGGUAUAUGGGAGGCAGCCGUGAAAAGUUUCAAACAACAUUUGAUAUCCAUAACCCGAGGAAAUAUCCUGAACAUUGAGGAAUACCGAACCUUAUUCACUCGUAUUGAAGGUGUUAUGAAUUCUCGUCCUCUCUGCUACAAAAACUCGAUAGAGCAGGGUACCGAAAUCAUCACGCCUAGCCAUUUCCUGAUUGGCCGAAGCACCUUCUCGAUUCCGGCUAUCGAUACUGAAGUUGUUACGCUGAGUCGCAGAUUGCAGUUGAUGCAAAACAUUUUUAAGGGUUUCUGGCUGGUUUGGUCGGGUGUUGUAAAAAAUGUGUAUCCUGAUAAAAAGGGAGUUGUAAGAGUCGUUGAUGUGGAAUUUAAAGGUGAAAUUCGCCAACGCAGCAUCAAUAAUAUUGUAAUUCUACCUAUCGAUAGCAUUAACGAUGAUUAG